GUUGUUCACUUUAUAUCAAUAAUUUCACUUGUUUGACAAUGUACUUUUUAUUUUCUUUGUCUGUAUUUAUUCCAUUGAUAAGUGGUCUUGUGCCUGUGCAGAAUACAGAAGAUAAUCUUAUUCCGUUCCUUGUGCAUGAGUUUGAAGAUUUGAAAGGCCUUGUCGGAGAUUUAAAGACGAAACUUGAAUCCGCAGAGAAGAAGGACGAUAACCUUGCUAAAGGAUUGACAAACGCUGAAAACAUACUCAAGGAACUUACCGAAAACCAUGACGCUCACAGAAGAGCAUUCACUGAGGCCCAGGUUGCAUUCUAUGCCAAAUUGUCUGCCAGUGUUCAUGGACUAAGUCCUCACCAAACCAUAAUAUUCGAUGCUCUUGUAACAACAACACAGACAUCUAUUUAUGAUACGACAACUGGUAUUUUCACCGCUCCAGUUUCCGGCAUGUACGUCAUUUCCUGGACAGCUAAUGUCGACCAUCAAGAGUCCCAGGCAACAGAGCUAAUGAUCAAUGGUAGAUCUAAAGCUUGGAAUUUUGCCGACACAGCCGGAAGUGAAGAUAGAGACUAUGGAAGUGCCUCUCAGACCGUUGUAUUGCAGGUAAACAAAGGUGAAAAUGUUUGGGUUCGUACUGGUACCAAUGGAAAAGGCGAUGUCAGUGGCCAUGAUUACAGUACAUUCUCAGCGUUUUUACUCUUCCCUCAUUCUUUGUAG
This is a messenger RNA of Mytilus trossulus (common blue mussel), 713 nucleotides long. Its product is annotated as complement C1q-like protein 2. The transcript is spliced from 4 exons. The record is from RefSeq and is a predicted model, not a curated record. NCBI's taxonomy places the organism in Eukaryota, Metazoa, Mollusca, Bivalvia, Mytilida, Mytilidae. Gene Ontology annotation, molecular function: protein binding. Bases 39 to 713 code for a protein of 224 amino acids.